GGCCAGGAGGUAUUCCACGAAUCAACAAGCGACAGUAUCACAAUGUAUGCGUAGAUUGGAUAAGAGAGGCUGAGAACGAUUGGGAUAAGAAGUCAGGAACAAUCCCUUCCCGAGUGGCUGGAUUUCUUUUUGCCUCUACAGCAGGUUCAGCUUCAGCUUCCACGUGGUGAACAUUCCUUACGUCGUACAUUUUCCUUACGAAUAGCUUCCUUUAUCUCACGUCAUGACAUUUCCGCCACCAGAUUUGUGAGGUGGAAGAUAGAUCCAGAUCCAGACACUCCGGCGAUGGGCGCUUGAACGAGUUUAGUUAACUAAGCACUGCUAGGUUAAGUAAAUAAGUUCCCGGCGUCUAACUUAUCGAAAUUCGGGUACUGAACCUACCUUAGGUACGAGGUCGUAGUACCUCCCGUUGUCUUCUGGCUCUGCAGUCAGCACACUAUGAUCUGGACUACAGUUGUCAUCCUGCUGUUCAGUAUCAUAUUGUUCUACAGUCUCACGAAGGAACCCAAAAUCCACCGUAAUGGCGAGAAAUUAAGACGGCCACCGAAUACACUCCCGGUGCUUGGAAAUGCUAUAGUCUUCCUCAGGUCUCGCCAUCUCCUAUUCGACUGGUUCGUCAAAUGCCAGCAGAUCUUCGGCAGGGAAACAUUCGAGAUCUCGGUGCCUACCUUACCUCCCGGUGUGGUCAUCAACAGUCCCGAGAAUCUCGAGUUCGUGCUGAAGAACGAGUCUAUCAUCACCAAGGGUGACUUCUUCAAGGAACGGUCAUGGGAUCUGUUCGGUUAUGGCAUCAUCAAUGCCACAGGUGACUCAUGGCGGGCUCAACGUAAAGCCGGCGUGAAGUUCUUUACCGCCGCCAACCUUGACGCACUGAUCGAGAAUGUUAUGCCCACGGUCUAUCAAGACGACACCAGGAAGCAACUCCUCGACGCUGCAGAGGAUGGGUCCGUCAUCGACCUGCAGAAGGUCUCACUUGACCUCACAACCACGGUGGUAGGACAUAUGGCCUAUGAUAUGGAAAUCGACGCCUCCUCACCAUUCGGGAAGGCCUUCGAUCACGCCUCCGACCACGUCGGCCUACGGUUCCAAAACCCCUUGUACUGGCUAACCGAGAUGUUCACGGGUGCCAGCUUCCGCGCCUCUUUAGCCGAAGUCAGGCGCUUUAGCAUGCAAAUCGUCACGAACGCGCGCAAACGCAGAUCGCGCGCCGCAUUCGAGAGCUUGAUCACCGAAGGUGACGGCAACACUUCCACUCCGCCCUCAGAUGCGUGCUUCGGCAGCCUGAUCGACUCGCUGAUCGAGUCGUUCGCAGAGCCUCAGGUCGUCGCGGACGCAGCGCUCAAUUUCUUGUCCGCAGGCCGUGACACCACGGCUCAGUCCUUCACAUGGACGUUCUACGCCCUCAUGAGACAUCCUGACGCCCUGGAGGAAGUCCGCAAAGAAAUUGACGAGAAAGUAAGCAAUAUCGAGGACAUAGAUAUCUCGCUAUUGCAGCCGGCAACGCUACCUCUCACGCUGGCGACAUACUAUGAGGCGCUACGAUUGUACCCACCCAUUCCAUUUGAGCUGAAGCAGACGAGUCAGCCUGUCACGUUGCCGGACGGGACAUUUUUGCCGGCCAAUGCCCUGGUAGUCUGGUGUAUAUACGCUUUCAAUAGGGCGGUACAGAUAUAUGGUGACGAUGCACACUUGUUCCGGCCACGGCGCUGGCUUGACGAGGAUGGCAAGCUUGUGCCUAGAUCGCCGUUGGAGUUUCCUGUGUUCAACGGCGGACCCAGAUCGUGUCUUGGGAAGAAGAUGGCUGAAGUCAUGGGCGUGUGGGUCAUGGUGAGAAUGUGCAGCGAAUGGGAUUUUGACGAGGUCACGGACGGAUUGGUCCGGCUGGACGACGAGGGCAAGGAGGUGCUUAUGGAAAGAGUCAGUGCGAAUAGUCUGACGCUGCCCAUGGAGGGAGGAUUGCCUUGUAAAGUCAGAAGGAGAGAUAGGAAGGCCCCGCAGGAACGGAAUCUGAACGGACCUUGACAUAAGGUAGUCACAUAUGCAACGGCGACCAAAAUGUCUUAUGUGUCGGUAAAUACCGAGCCGGUUUCUGGAAGUAGCCUCGCGGACUUCUAU
Messenger RNA from Exophiala viscosa, 2115 nucleotides. RefSeq names its product cytochrome P450. The transcript has 3 exons. Bases 439 to 2022 code for a protein of 527 amino acids. Lineage: Eukaryota; Fungi; Ascomycota; Eurotiomycetes; Chaetothyriales; Herpotrichiellaceae. Gene Ontology annotation, molecular function: iron ion binding; heme binding; oxidoreductase activity, acting on paired donors, with incorporation or reduction of molecular oxygen. The record is from RefSeq and is a predicted model, not a curated record.